This is a messenger RNA of Cylicostephanus goldi, 509 nucleotides long. Lineage: Eukaryota; Metazoa; Nematoda; Chromadorea; Rhabditida; Strongylidae. The record is from the annotation of a GenBank genome assembly.
AUGCGCCUGAGCAGCAGGUUAUGCUCAGCUUUGCUUCAUUUUCACAAUCCAACACUAUGGCCAGCCGAAUUGAAAGCAGGUGUGCUUGCUGGUUGCCGAGUUAUCCCGAACUUUGUGACUGAAGAGGAAGAAGCUGAGUUGCUGCGCGAAGUGGAACCACAUAUGAAACGAUUACGAUAUGAGAAAAAUCAUUGGGAUGAUGCAAUCCAUUUGUAUCGUGAACGUGAACAACGCAGGUGGUCGCCAGCUAAUGAGAAGAUCAUUCAGCGUAUUCGUGCUACGUCAUUUCCACCUGAUGCUGAACAUUUGACUUCUGUGCAUAUCCUCGACCUUCACAAGGAUGGUCUCAUCAAGCCACAUAUCGAUGCUAUUCGGUACUGCGGUGAUGUAAUCUCAGGCCUUUGCCUUUUAUCGGAUGCUGUCAUGCGAUUACGACAUAAAGACAGAAAAGAUGAGCUUAUCGUAGACAUGUUGGCUCCUCGACGAGGGCUUUAUCGGAUGGGGUAAAU